Molecule: messenger RNA, 2251 nt
Organism: Hevea brasiliensis (rubber tree)
Lineage: Eukaryota; Viridiplantae; Streptophyta; Magnoliopsida; Malpighiales; Euphorbiaceae
Product: COBRA-like protein 10
Exons: 2
Coding region: 95-2092 (665 amino acids)
Biological process (GO): cellulose microfibril organization
Cellular component (GO): membrane
Source: RefSeq, a predicted model, not a curated record
CAUUCCUCCAUCUUUUGCUGCCGCGUUCCUUUUCGAACGCGGCAAAACUAUUGCCGCCGCCGCACCACAACCAUCACAGCUACCACCCAAAGAAAUGAAGGCAAAGGUAGGAAUGGAGGUUUCCUGCCAUUUGAGGAUGCUACUAUUCAUAUCAUUUGCAUCUUCUUUCUUAAAUAUUAGCUAUGCUCAAACGAACAACGACUAUGACACUCCUGCUGCCCCGCCACCCGGCCUGAGCAACUGCAAUGGGGUGUUUCUGACCUAUUCUUUCACUUCUCGAGAUAAAGAGUAUCCACACAUAAAGAAUGCAACAGCUCAGGCAUGGGCGUUCAAGUCUUCGGCAACCAUAGUCAAUACUGGAGAAUAUGAAGUCAAGGCAUGGCAAAUGUUUGUAGGCUUUCAACAUAAAGAAACUUUGGUUUCAGCCACUGGUGCAACCAUUGUGGAUUCCGAUGAUUUCCCUGUGGAUGCUAGCAAUGGGACAACCUUUGCUGGAGGUUCACAGGCUGACUUAAAAACCUCAAUUGAGACUGCUGGAGAUUUCACCCAGAUUUCUGCGCAAAUAGAUAUCACCGGCACUCAAUUUGGGGUGAAACCACCGGGGGUGCCAAUGCCGUCAAUCAUUAAGCUAGUUAACAAUGGUUACAAGUGUGCCAAAGCAACUAUGAGAGGUAGUAAAACUUAUAUGCAAGUAUGUUGCAAGAAGGAUCCCAAGUUCAAGCCAAAACCCAAAAAAGCAGUCAAGUACUUGCCUCGUCAAUACGGCGAUCUAGAGUUCACUUAUGAUGUGCUUCACGCUUAUGGGAACAACUAUCUUGCCCAAGUCACCAUGGUCAAUAACCAUCCAUUAGGACGCCUUGAUCAUUGGAACUUAACCUGGGAUUGGAAGAACGAUGAGUUCAUUUACUCCAUGAGAGGAGCCUUUGUUCGAAAGAGAGACUAUGCUCGAUGUGUUUAUGGCCCCGCCGGAGAAUAUUACCAAGAUUUCGAUUUCUCCAACGUUGUGACUUGUGAUAAAAGCCCAAUCAUCUCCGAUCUUCCUCCAGCUAUGAAAAAUGACUCAAAACUUGGGAAGUUGCCAUAUUGUUGUAAAAAUGGUACCCUUUUGCCUACUUUGAUGGAUGAAGACAAAGCUAGAAGCAUAUUCCAAUUGCAAGUAUAUAAGUUGCCUCCUAACCUGAACAGAACCGCUCUUGAACCACCCCAUAAAUGGAGGAUUGAUGGGGUUCUAAAUCCUCAAUAUAAGUGCAGUAGUCCUAUUAGGGUAGAUCCUACAGAAUUUCCUGAUCCAAGUGGGCUUCAAGGUACAAGCACUGCUAUUGCUAGUUGGCAAAUAGUCUGCAAUAUUAGCCGUCCCAAGGAGAAAGAGUCAAGAUGUUGUGUUUCUUUCUCUGCAUAUUAUAAUGAAUCUGUCAUCCCUUGCAAUACCUGUGCUUGUGGCUGCGAGGGUGAUACAGGUUGCAGCCAAAAGGCAGGUGCAAUGCUUCUUCCAGCAGAGGCUCUUCUUAUACCUUUUGAGAAUAGGACACAAAAGGCAAUAGCAUGGGCUAAACUCAAGCACUUGAAAGUUCCAAAUCCAAGACCUUGCCCUGAUAAUUGUCCAGUGAGCAUAAAUUGGCACUUAAACACCGAUUACAAGACCGGAUGGACUGCCAGAAUUACACUUUUCAACUGGGACGAUGCUCCUUUUGAAGAUUGGUUCGCAGCAAUCCAAAUGGGAAAGGCAUAUCCUGGCUAUGAAAAUGUAUACUCCUUUAAUGGAACUAAGCUUGAUAAGCUCAACAAGACAAUCUUCCUUCAAGGCUUACCAGGUUUGAAUUACUUGAUGGGAGAGGUGAAUGGGACUAGAGGAGGUCCAAGGGUUCCCGGAAAGCAACAAUCAGUGAUUUCAUUCACCAAAAAGCAAACUCCUGGGAUUAAUGUACCUGGAGGUGAUGGUUUCCCUAAGAGGGUGUUCUUUAAUGGAGAAGAGUGUGCAUUGCCCACAACAAUUCCUAUAAAGAGUGGAGGCCAUAAAUAUCGUAUUAACUUGUUCACAAUUGUAUUCACUACAAUCUUGACUUUGAUAAUGAUGACAGGUUGCAUUUAUUGAUCAUUAUUUGAUGAACUCUGCUUAUCGUAUUAUAGGAAAUUAGUUUGGGUAAAAGCUAUAUGUGUAUGUGUGCUUCUUGGAUUCAUUUAAAUGUAAAUGUUUUAGCACCCGUAUAAUGAUUAGAUGGAAAAAAUUUACCUAGCUCAGUCAAUUAUAGAA